Cavia porcellus (domestic guinea pig) is the source of this 2802-nucleotide messenger RNA. RefSeq names its product HIV-1 Tat specific factor 1 (gene Htatsf1). Gene Ontology annotation, biological process: mRNA splicing, via spliceosome. Gene Ontology annotation, cellular component: U2 snRNP; U2-type spliceosomal complex. Gene Ontology annotation, molecular function: RNA binding. The transcript is spliced from 10 exons. The coding region runs from base 234 to 2492 and encodes 752 amino acids. Lineage: Eukaryota; Metazoa; Chordata; Mammalia; Rodentia; Caviidae. The record is from RefSeq and is a predicted model, not a curated record.
ACGUCGCGACGCGCCGACAAUGGCGACUGCGUAAACUUGAAGGGGCUUCGUUUUGAAAUCUUUUGCAGACGUUGCCGCGGGAGCAGCAGACGCCUUAGAUACGGGCAGCAGCGGCGGCGGCGGCGGUGCGCGUGCGCUCCUGCAGCGCUGUGGACCGGGCGGCGGCGUGCAAGGCCGGUGGACCGAGUCAGCGUCUUGGCCUCUGUGCGUCUGAGCACUGCUAGGUAGGAAACAUGAGCGGCACCAACUUGAAUAAGAACGACGAGUUUGAUGAGCAAUUGCGAAUGCAAGAAUUAUACGGAGACCCCAAAGACGGUGAUAUCCACAAGGAUCCAAGUGGAGAAACCGAGUCUUUCGGGCAGCCGCCAGCUGACACCCCCUAUGAGUGGGACCUGGACAAGAGGGCUUGGUUCCCCAAGAUCACUGAAGAUUUCAUCGCUACAUAUCAGGCUAAUUAUGGCUUCACUAGUGAUGGAGCAUCUGGUUCUACUGAGCAUGUCUCAGACACCAGUAUGAGGACUGCAGAGGAGCCUCCACAAAGAAAAACCCCAGAACCCACUGAUCCCAAAAAGAGGGGAGAGAAAAGAAAGGGUGACUCAGGAUGGUUCCAUGUUGAAGAAGACAGAAAUACCAAUGUAUAUGUGUCUGGUUUGCCUCCAGACAUUACAGUGGAUGAAUUUAUACAGCUUAUGUCCAAGUUUGGUAUUAUUAUGAGAGAUCCUCAGACAGAAGAAUUUAAAGUCAAACUUUACAAAGAUAAUCAAGGAAAUCUUAAAGGAGAUGGGCUUUGUUGUUAUUUGAAGAGAGAAUCUGUGGAACUUGCAUUGAAACUUUUGGAUGAAGAUGAAAUUAGAGGCUACAAAUUACAUGUUGAGGUGGCAAAGUUUCAGCUGAAGGGGGAAUAUGAUGCCUCAAAGAAGAAGAAGAAGUGCAAGGAUUAUAAGAAGAAGCUGUCUCUGCAACAAAAGCAGUUGGAUUGGAGACCUGAGAGGAGAGCCGGACCAUCCCGAAUGCGCCAUGAACGAGUUGUCAUCAUCAAAAAUAUGUUUCACCCUGAAGAUUUUGAGGAUGAUCCAUUGGUUCUGAAUGAAAUCAGAGAAGAUCUUCGAGUAGAAUGUGCCAAAUUUGGUCAAAUUAAGAAGCUCCUCCUGUUUGAUAGGCACCCCGAUGGUGUGGCCUCUGUGUCCUUUAGGGAUGCAGAGGAAGCUGAUCACUGCAUUCAGACCCUUGAUGGAAGGUGGUUUGGUGGCCGUCAGAUCACUGCCCAAGCGUGGGAUGGGACUACAGAUUAUCAGGUGGAGGAGACCUCAAGAGAAAGGGAGGAAAGGCUGAAAGGAUGGGAGGCAUUCCUUAAUGCUCCUGAGGCCAACAGAAGCCUUCAGCGGUCAGAUUCUGUCAGUGCUUCAGAAAUGGCAGGGCCUUCUAGAGCGAGGCAUUUUUCAGAGCCCCCGAGCACAUGGAAGAUGAAUGCUCAAGAAGCUGAAACUGGAAUGGUAUUUGAAGAACCUGUUGAUGAGAAGAAGUUUGAAAAAACAGAGGAUAGGAGAGAAUUUGAAGAAGAUGCUUCUGGAAAAGAUCCUAAAGAAGGCAAGCUUGAAAAAGAAUCCGAAGAGGGCUGUCCCGAGAGAGAGUGUGAAGGAGGCUGUUCUGAAAGGGAGUUUGAAGGAGGCUGUUUUGAAAGGGAGUUUGAAGAGGGCAGUCCCAAAAAAGAGUUGAAGGAGAAUGGCUCCGAAAGAGAAUCUACAAAGAAGAUACUCGGGAAAACUUGUGAAGAGAAUGGCCUUGCCAGCGAGUCUGAAGAUGAUGAUGCCAACCCAGGGUCCAAAGAGGAGGGCAGCCCCCAAAAAGAAUCUGAAGAGGAUGACUCUGAGAGAGAGUCUGACGAAGACCACUCGGAAAAGCAAUCUGAAGAUGGCUCUGAAAAAGAAUUGGAGGAAAAUGGUGUCGAGCAAGAUUUUGAUGAGGAAGGCUCUGACAGGGAUUUUCCCGAAAACCUCUUUGACAAAGAGUUAGAAGAAUAUGACACAGACAAAUCAGAAUUUGAAGACACUGAAAGAAUGUUGGAUGUGGAAGAUUCUGAAAGGGAGUUUGACGAAGAGUCAGACGAAAAGGAUGACGAGGAAACCUAUGACCAGGUUUUUGAUGAUGAGUCAGACAAGAAAGAGGAUGAAGAAGAUGCAGAUGGAAAAGAGCGUGAAGAUGAUGAUGGAAAAGAGGGGGAAGAUGACACAGAUGGAAAGCUGUUUGAAGACUCAGAUGAAAAGGAAGAUGAGGAAGAUGCAGAUGAAAAAGAAGAGGAAGAUAUAGAUGAAAAGUUGUUUGAAGAUGACAACUCCAUUGAGAAGUUUGAUGAGGUGAGUUUCGGUGAGAAGGAAUUUGAUGAUGGUGAUGACAGCGGUACUUUGGGGAAUGUGAUGGAAGAGGGGCCACUGUCCACAGACAGCAGCUUUGUUCUCAGCAGUGAUGAUGAUGGUGAUGAUGAUGAUGUCUAAUCCCUUAAACUUGCUUUUUAGAGAGUCUAUCUCCAUUUGCCUGUGCUUCAGGGCCAUUACUAGUAGUUACAUGAACAUGUGCAUAGUGGUAGGAUGCCCUCACACUAACGCAUCAAUUUUCUCAUUGUUUCUUGUACCUAAUGUUUUUAAAUAUAUGUUAAUUGGCUGUUCAGUUAAAGCUGUUAUAAUGCAAAUAACUGGAUACUUGUCUUUUGUCAGAUUUGUUAAAUGCAUGCAGAAUAAUAUUUUUAAAAGUAUUCUGAUUGAAGUUUGUGAUAUUCAGAAAUAAAAAAUAUGCAGAAACUGAAAA